GCGCGUUUCCCGGGAAAACACGAAGUAAAAUUGACGGAGAGACUUAUCAUGGAGAAGAUUACAGAGAGAAUACUGCUGGAGAAAGGCUCACCUAAAGCAAACAAGCUGGAGAAAAUUACCAAAAUAAAUCUCUCUCGUAUGGCGUUAAAGGAUCAGGAUCUCUCCGUGGCCUUGUUGAAUAAGCUCUCUGCUCUGGAGGAGUUGGAUCUUUCCAGGAAUCUGCUGCAGAAUCUUCCAGCAGGACUCUGUCUUCCCCAGCUGCGGCUUCUGAACUUUUCCAACAACAACAUGGAGGAAGUGACCUCGCUGGAGGUCCUGACUGGUCUGGAGGAGCUACGGCUGGAGGAUAAUUUCUAUCUCACUGUCAGCGACGAGCACAAGGUGAUGUUUCUCUUGCCCAAAUUGAAGAUGCUGAACGGGAAGGACAUCAGUGCAACAGCCAACCACAUCCACUACGUGAACACUGAGAUCCUUUGGAAGCGGGUGAUCGGAGUGUGGGAGAAGAACUUCACUCUCCCCGAUCCACCAACUUCCCAAAGCUUAAAUGAGCUUGAGAAGAACUUUGUUAACGCUGCAUGCUUUCAAGUCAAAUACGGCCCCAGCUCUUUAAACGACUACACCAAAUGGAGGGUUGAGAUGAUUGCAAAGGAAUAUCUCAACUCGCUGACUGAUCCAGAAAAAGAGGACGAGGACAUUCCAGCAGAGACUCCGGGAAAAGAAACUGGGAGACAAAUUCAAGGCUCCAAAACAAACUGCGAUGCUGAAAACCCAAGAAAGAGAAAGACGAGAAACCAAACGGCCACGCCAGAGGCCAGUCUGCGCAAAUCAUGCCGGUUAGCCAGUGCUGCUUCAGUCGAGACGAAUCCUGGAAGAUCCUCCUGGUUGAAGGAGACCCCUCAAAAAUCGAACCCGAGUGUCUCAAGCCCAGGGUGCGUGAAAGCAAAGACUCCUGUGGCAAGUCUGAGGAACUCCAGUCACAGGCAAAACACCCCAAAAAAAGCAACGGUUGCACAGGUUGCCGUGACGCCCACUGCGAAGGGAGCGAAGAAAAAUCUCAAAGUUCAGCUUAGGACUCCGCAAGCAUGUAGCUCCACCGAGACAGAAAGUGGAACGAUCUGGAAAGCGACUAAAUCCCAAGUUUCAAAGGAACCAGCCAGUCUGCAGCCUCUUCACGUCCUGCAGUGCCACAGUAAACGUGACAGUCCAGAGGAUUUCAGCACCCAGCUGUGGGCCUGUGCCUUCGAGCCUCAGGACAACAGCAAUACAGGUGCCUGGGCACAAUCGGUGGCCACUUGUGGAGGUGAGACGGUGUGUGUGAUAAACUGCGAGUCUGGCCACGUACUGAAGAAAUACAAGGUCCCUGGUGAGGAAUUCUUUACGCUGGCCUGGAGCACGGUGUUGAUGGCGCGUGAGAAUGGCUGCGCUCGAUCCUGCAGCAUCCUCGCCGCAGGAGGGAAGAAGGGCAUGGUGAAGCUCAUCCACCCCAGAGCCAACUUGGCAUACGGCGAGUUCCGUGCCAGCCGCCGAGCCAUAGCUAUACUCCGCUUUAGCCCGCGAAAAACCAGCUUCCUGUUCACUGGCGGGUAUGAUAACAAGAUCAUUAUGUGGGACAUCGGUGGACUGGACCGAGACUACAACUUCAAAACCAGUCAGCUGCUUGUAAUGGAGACCUGCUCCACUCCACUGCACCUCUGCCUGCUGCCGUGUUCCCCAGACACGCAUCUCAUCUCGGGCUGCGACAGCGGGCUUUACUGCUUCGACAUCCAGCUCAGCAAGAACACGCAGAAGAGGGAGGAGGAGAUGGAGAUUGUGUUUCCUGUGUACAAGAAGAGCAAUAAGAACAGUAACUACCGUACGAUUGAUGGACUCAGCUUCCUUACAGAAGACAUAGUAGCAUCUAAGAGCCACAUGCAGGGCUCGAUCUACUUGUGGAGCUGGAGCGGUACGAGGGCGCUGCGCCAGGGAAGGAAAAAGGAGGUGCCUGCUGUGAUCCUGGCUGAACUGCAGUGGUCCAACACCGACAUUCUGUACCUGUCUCUAAACACCUGCCCUGGUUUUGGCUAUGUGGUUUGUGGAGAUGAGAAAGGGCGACUCUGGACGUAUCAUAUCACAGACCUCACGAAGGCCAACUUCAAGAGUGGAAAAGCAGUUCCUGCAACAGAGGUGCUGGAGUGGCCCUCACCAGUGCGAAGCGGAGCAGGCCCAAUCGAUGGACCGUCCAUCAACAGUGUCGCCAUGGAUCCCGAGCUUCAUUAUUUGGUUGCCCUGACUGACAAGAACAUGGUGGUGGUUUGGAAACGAGCAUCUGGGCCAUAAAGUUUCAUAUUCCUCCCAUUUUUCAGGAUGGACUUCGUCAUGCACCAAAGCAAGUGCGAAAGGAUCGCUGCAGUUCUUGCACAGUAGGGGAUGUAUUAGGUUCAGUUCAAAUAAUGAGCACUGAUGAGACUUACCGAGAGACUAAUUACUGCUGGAGUGCUAAUAAAGCAUCAGUGUGUGUGUCUGUCUGAGCUCAACAGAGAGAAAAGUGAUUUCAUCUUCAAGGGAUUUUUUUGAGCUGAUAGCUGUUGAAGUGGUUUUUUUGUUUUGUUUUUUUAAACUAAUUUUUAAUUUUUAAUCCAAGUAUUGUGUCUUGUUUGUAAAACAAACAAAUUGCAUGUAUAAUGACGGUAGAUUGUAUUUUCAUUCUGGGAACUGAAAGAAAUGCUGCAUGUUAAAUGUGUGUCUGUGUGUGAGACUGCACAACAUUUUUCACAGUAUGUUAUGGCCAUAUUAUACGAGGGUACUCCAAAAAGUUCUCGGCCUCACCCGGAAACAAGGGAUGUAACUGUAUACUAUAAAGCUUUACAUCACCGUCCACAAAAACUCAAAUGAAAGAAGCCAUCAAAGACAAAAGGAGAAGAAAGAAAGCUUCAAGCUGGCAUGAUGUUGCUCCAGGACAACGCGCCAUCCACGCAAGGGCAGAAGCAGCCAAAUGUGGCUUUGAACUGUUGCCCCAUACACCUUACUCACCCACCUAUCUUCUGUUUCCCAAACUGAAAUCCCACUUGCAUGGUCACCGUUUUCAGAGUGAUGAUGAGGUCAUCCAUGCUGUUGAGGAGGAUCUGGAGGCUGAAGAACGUGGCCACCUUCUGUGAAGGGAUAGUGAAGCCUGAACAUCGGUGGCCCAAGUGCACUGAAAUUAAAGGAGACUAUGCUGAAAAAUAACGCAAGAACUAUCUUUCUCCUGUGAAGUUUUCUGAGUGAGGCCGAGAACUUUUUGAAGUAUCCUUACAAAUCUAUACCUUCCUGUGUAAUUUUCCCCAGUGGUGAAAAUGAUUUGCCGUAUAUAACUUGGUUUCAUAAUUCCAGUCAUAGAAACUCACUAAACCGAACAAUUUGAAACUCCCAACACAUUAGAUCCAGCUCACAACUGAUAAAAUAAUUCUUGAGUUUUGUUAGGUGGGUUCCCCCCCCCUCCUUUUUUGUAUUAUUUUUACUACUCGGACCCACAGCAUGUGCAGACCACAUACGUAUAGUAUUACGUUUUGAUCUGGCUGUACCGAAGGAGGUUAAAUUCACAAAGUAUGAUCUAGGAAUGUAGACCUUUGCCGCCUAAGAGAUUCUGCCUCACGGAUCGAUUUGGGAGCAAACGGGCACUGACGCAGACACAGCUGUUCAGAGAUGUUUCUCAGUUUAUUGUAGGACAAACGUAAAGCAUUUACAUCACUGGGUUAGACUACACUGCUGUAUGAAAGAAGAGAUACCAUUAUAUCAUCUGUUAGAACCAUAGUCCUAUGAAAAGAAGGAAGACAUUACCGGUCAACAUCAACUUCAUUAAGCAGAGAGCAGAAUGGGCGAGCGAUGAUAAACCUCAACCAAAACAAGUAGCAGUCAGAACAGCCUGCCUGUUCCAGUUUCAAGCAUGCCAAACAUAUAUUUCUGUCAUAUAGUCCAGGACCUGGCUUAGACACGUACAGUCAAGCCGGAAAGCCUGCACACCCCUUUCACCUUCCUCACCUUUUAUUAUGUUACAGACUUAUUCUACAAUAGAGUGAGUUCAUUUUUUGUCACAAAAUUCCAAACAAAAUAGCCCAUAAUGACAAAGUGAAAACAGGUUUUUAGACAUUCGUGCUAAUUUAUUAAAAAUCAAAAUGUAAAAUAUCAUACGUACAAGUGUGCACAUCCUUUGAUAUGACACCCAAAAGUGAGCUGAGGUGCAUUUUGUUUCCACCAAUACUGCUUGAGAUGUUUCUACAACUUAAUUGGAGUCCACCUGUGGUAAAUUCAAUUCAUUGGACAUGAUUGGGGAUUGCCAGCACCUGCCUAUAUAAGGUCCCACAGUUGACAGUGCAUGUCAGAGCAAACUCCAAGCCAUGGGGUCAAAGGAAUUAUCUGCAGACCUCAGAAACAGGAUUGUGUCAAGGCAUAGAUCUGGAGAAGGGUGCAGAAAAAUUGCUGCAGCUUUACAGGUCCCAAAGAGCACCGUGGCCACCAUCAUUCGUAAAUGGAAGAAGUUUGGAACCACCAAGAAUCUUCCUAGACCUGGCUGCCCGGCCAAACUGAGCGAACGGGGAAGACGGGCCUUGGCCAGGGAGGUGAGCAGGAACCCGAGGGUCGCUCUCUGACAGCUCCAGAGUAUCCUUGUGGAGAUGGGAGAACCUUUCAGAUCAACCAUCCAGGCAGCACUCCACAAAUCAGGCCUUUAUGGUAGAGUGGUCAGAUGGAAGCCACUCCUUAGUAAAAAGCACAUGACGGCCUGCUUGAAGUUGGCCAAAAGGCAUCUAGAGGAUUCUCAAACCAUGAGAAACAAAAUUCUCUGCUCUGAUGAAACCAAAAUUGAACAUUUUGGCCUGAAUACCAAGCGUCACGUGUGGAGGAAACCAGGCACCGCUCAUCACCUUGCUAAUGCCACCCCUACAGUGAAGCAUGGUGGUGGCAGCAUCAUGAUGUAGGGAUGUUUUUCAGCAGCGGGAACAGAGCGACUAGUCCUGAUAGAGGGGAGGAUGAAUGCAGCUAAGUACACCAAGAUCCUUGAAGAAAACCUGCUCCAGAGCGCUCUGGACCUCAGACAGGGGCGAAGGUUUAUAUAACAACAACCCGAAGCACACAGCCAAGAGAACAAAGGAGUGGCUUCGGAGAAAGUCUGUGAAUGUCCUUGAGUGGCCCGGGCAGAGCCCAGACAUGAAUCCAAUUGAACAUCUGUGGAAAGAGCUGAAAAUGGCUGUGUAGCGACGCUCCCCAUCCAACCUGAUGAAGCUUGUAAGGAUAUGCCAAGAGGAAUGGGCAAAAACGUCCAGAAACAAGUGUGCCAAGCUCGUAUCUUCUUUCCCAAGACGCCUUGAAGCUGUAAUUGCUGCCAAAGGUGCAUCAACCAAGUAUUAGGCUAAGGGUGUGUCCAGAUAUGUAACCCCUAAAUAACCUAUUUUUGUCAGUAAAAUAACAUUGCAUAUUUUCUAAAAACCUACUUUCACUUUAUUACGGGCUAUUUUGUAUAGAAUU
Messenger RNA from Neoarius graeffei (lesser salmon catfish), 5478 nucleotides. RefSeq names its product leucine-rich repeats and WD repeat domain containing 1 (gene lrwd1). The record is from RefSeq and is a predicted model, not a curated record. Gene Ontology annotation, cellular component: nuclear origin of replication recognition complex. The transcript has 16 exons. Bases 49 to 2316 code for a protein of 755 amino acids. Gene Ontology annotation, molecular function: protein binding; chromatin binding. Gene Ontology annotation, biological process: establishment of protein localization to chromatin; chromatin organization. Lineage: Eukaryota; Metazoa; Chordata; Actinopteri; Siluriformes; Ariidae.